This is a messenger RNA of Coniosporium apollinis CBS 100218, 402 nucleotides long. RefSeq lists its product as uncharacterized. The transcript has a single exon. The record is from RefSeq and is a predicted model, not a curated record. Lineage: Eukaryota; Fungi; Ascomycota; Dothideomycetes. Bases 1 to 402 code for a protein of 133 amino acids.
AUGUCUUCAACUGCCGCUCCAGUCCUCACGCACGAAGCUACACUGGACGCCCUGAGAGCCGAAGCUGCAAAAGCCGUUACCGUACAGUCCAACUCAGCUGUCGAUACCUCCACGAACGCUCCAGCAGAUGCCUCUCCGGACGCCCGUCCAAGACGAGACUCUACCUUCCUCGCGCUCGCGCCCACUCAGUCGAACAGCUUCCCGGCAUCGCCUCCAUCGAUGUCUCCUCGGAACUCGGUCGCUGCGGUGGACGCGGUUGAGCCUGCUCUCGGCAUGGAGACCAAGCGGCGCUCCAGCAGCGUCAGCAGCGGCGAGGCUGGACGCGCAAGAUUUCUGAAGCUCGGCCCUGUUCACUACGGUGGUGAGAUGGGGGUCUCGGAUUACGCUGAACAGGAGGAGUGA